AUGCAGUGGCCUGGUGCAUGCCCCCCUCGAUGGGUGUGGCAGCUCCCACGCGGACUUUACCAUCACAUCUUGCCCUGCUUCGUCGGGACACUUCGACAAGCCGACGACCCUUUCCAAGUGCUUGGAGUGCACCGAGGUGCCUCUGCCGCAGAAGUCCGCAGUGCCUACCUCAAGGCCGCCUUGCGCACGCACCCAGAUCUGGCCAAAGGCGGCACCGAGGCAGCCAAGCAGGGUGAGGCCUUUCGGCGUGUUGCCGAGGCAUAUCAGCAGCUGCGCGGUCGUGGAGGAUCAAAUGCAUCUGCUGUUCCAAAAGAGGGAUGGCUUCGCUUCUGUUCGGUCAGCCAGGAGCAGGCAGAGAAGCUUUUCCGCGAUGCUUUCAACGGCCGCGGCUUAGACGACAUGCUCCAGGAGGAGUUGGGGCGAUUGGGGCUUAAGCCAGGAGUCCACACCGCAGCUGUCCGUGAAGGCAUUCUUGCCCGGCUUCUUCGCGCUGCGCAGGCAGCAUCGCAUCUGCCUCUGCAAGAGGUGACUGAGAAAGCACGCCCGGAGGAGAACUGGCCCCGGCUGGAUGUUCACAGGGAGCCAUUUGUGGGCAGCGAUGGCCACAAGUGGGUGCGCAUCCGCACCACAACUCGAUGGCCGAAUGGCAGAAAGGAGGAACACGUCUUGGAGAAGCCUGUGUACAGAAUGUAA
Molecule: messenger RNA, 693 nt
Organism: Symbiodinium natans
Lineage: Eukaryota; Dinophyceae; Suessiales; Symbiodiniaceae
Source: the annotation of a GenBank genome assembly